GCAACGCAAAGCGCGCAGCCCAUCAUCAUCAUCACACACACACACUCCAACACCACACCAACCGACCCGUCUCGUCUCGCAAGCGUUUCACUCUUUCCCUUUCCUUUCGCCUCGCUCUACCCGCGGUCCCACGUGCUCCAGCAGCCAUGUGCGGCGGCGCCAUCCUCUCCGACAUCAUCCCGCCGCCGCGCCGGGCCACCGGCGGCAACGUCUGGCGGGCGGACAAGAAGAGGCGGGCCAGGCCCGACGCCGCCGCGGGGAGGCCCCGCCGUGCGCCCGAGGAGGAGUUCCAGGAGGAGGAGGGCGACGCGGAGUUCGAGGCCGACUUCGAGGGGUUCGUGGAGGCGGAGGAGGAGUCCGACGGCGAGGCCAAGCCCUUCCCCGUCCGCAGGAGCGGCUUCUCCGGAGAUGGAUUGAAGGCAACUGCUGCUGGUGAUGAUGACUGUGCCUCAGGGUCUGCUAAAAGGAAGAGAAAGAACCAGUUCAGGGGCAUCCGCCGCCGCCCUUGGGGUAAAUGGGCUGCUGAAAUAAGAGAUCCUCGCAAGGGUGUCCGUGUCUGGCUUGGUACUUACAACUCCGCUGAGGAAGCUGCCAGAGCCUAUGAUGUUGAAGCCCGCAGAAUUCGUGGCAAGAAGGCAAAGGUCAAUUUCCCAGAAGAAGCUCCUAUGGCUCCUCAGCAACGCUGCGCUACUGCUGUGAAGGUGCCCGAGUUCAACACCGAACAGAAGCCGGCACUCAACACCAUGGGCAACGCAGAUGUGUAUUCCUGCCCUGCUGUUGACUACACCUUAAAUCAGCAAUUUGUGCAGCCUCAGAACAUGUCGUUUGUGCCUACAGUGAAUGCAGUUGAGGCCCCUUUCAUGAAUUUUUCCUCUGACCAGGGUAGUAACUCCUUUAGUUGCUCAGACUUCAGCUGGGAGAAUGAUAUCAAGACCCCUGACAUAACUUCUGUGCUUGCAUCCAUUCCCACCUCAACAGAGGUCAAUGAAUCUGCAUUUCUCCAGAACAAUGGCAUCAAUUCAACGGUACCCCCUGUGAUGGGUGAUGCUAAUGUUGAUCUUGCCGACUUGGAGCCAUACAUGAAGUUCCUGAUGGACGAUGGUUCAGAUGAGUCAAUUGACAGCAUUCUAAGCUGUGAUGUACCCCAGGAUGUGGUCGGCAACAUGGGCCUUUGGACCUUUGAUGACAUGCCCUUGUCUGCUGGUUUCUACUGAGGGAAUCGAGGUCGCUGGGUGCCUGUAUAUAUAGACAAAGGAAUAAGUAUUCAGGACAUCAACAAGUGCUUGUGUCUGGUGCCUCUAGAAUCGAGCAGUAGCGAUGUCAGUCUAUGGUUAUGUCUAGCUUAAAUGGUCAGGAGACUGAGGUCUUGCAAUAGACCUCUGUCUUGUGCCCCCAGACUAUAUUAUAUCUAUAUAUGAGACCAGUAUGUGAUGGGAACUGCUUAUUUUGUAUUCAUGUUUCUACCUUAUUGUAAUUGCUACAAGAGGCUGUAAACCUUUUAAAUUUGAAGCCAGUGUUUGUUA
Molecule: messenger RNA, 1523 nt
Organism: Aegilops tauschii subsp. strangulata
Lineage: Eukaryota; Viridiplantae; Streptophyta; Magnoliopsida; Poales; Poaceae
Product: ethylene-responsive transcription factor 1
Biological process (GO): ethylene-activated signaling pathway; regulation of DNA-templated transcription
Molecular function (GO): DNA binding; DNA-binding transcription factor activity
Source: RefSeq, a predicted model, not a curated record